AUGGACAUGCUCACAUUGCGCUGCAUUAGAGACUCUAGUUCAGACUCUGAUGAAGAAUUCACAUCAGCAGAAACAUCACAAAGGCUUGCAAAUAAAUUAUUCGUAAAUGAUGAUGAAAUUGACGAAGCUUGGUUAGAAGAUAUUGAGAAAAAGUUCAACAGAUUAUCUCCAGAAGACCAGCAUGAUAUAUGCUAUUGCUUAGUUUCGAGACUUUUAAGAUCAAUUAAAUUUUUAUUACUUGAAAGAAAAGGAGCCGUCAACAUUGUAAUUCAAGAUGAAGGCAAAGAGGAAGAAGAAACCGAAGAAGAUCAAACAGAUCCGCUUGCUGAUUGCGACCAAGUUGAUAUCAGCUUCGAGAAAGGCUUAGAUAUGCUAAAAGAUGAGGACGAAGAAGUGAACAAUAAUCAAAUUAAUAACUGCAAAAGAAACUCAAACAAAUCACAAGAAAUCCAAAAAUUAUCCCGCAGAUUAAAUAAAUGGAGACAACUUGCAAGAGACCGUCUCUCUCAACUAGAAGAGGACAUAGAAUUCAGGAAUAGACUCAUAAAUUCCCUCACAAUCUCAAAUCGUUAA
Trichomonas vaginalis G3 is the source of this 573-nucleotide messenger RNA. RefSeq lists its product as uncharacterized. Bases 1 to 573 code for a protein of 190 amino acids. The record is from RefSeq and is a predicted model, not a curated record. The transcript has a single exon. Lineage: Eukaryota; Parabasalia; Trichomonadida; Trichomonadidae.